GCUAGAAGGUAUGAGUUGUAUCGUACAAGUGUAAUAAUGAAGUUGCUGGUGUUGCUGUGCUUGGUGCCCUUGGCCCUUGCGACCCUUGACAAAGACAAGACACCUAAUGGUCCCAGAAUAAUGACACCCUUGGGAGGAAUCCGAGGGUUCUACAAGUACUCACAGAAUGGAAGAAAGUUCAUGGCCUUCGAGGGAAUUCCGUACGCACAGCCACCAGUUGGAGACCUCCGAUUCAGGGCUCCCCAAAAGCUGGGUUCAUGGACCGGUGAUAUCGUAGCCCUGAAGACAGGUGCUCCCUGUCUCCAGUACCAGCACACCCCCCUGAACCAGAAGGAGAGAAUCGUCGGUUCUGAGGACUGUCUCUACCUGAACAUCUACAAGCCCCUGACCGAGAAAACCAAGCCCCUCCCCGUCAUAAUCUGGAUCCACGGUGGUGCAUUCCAAUGGCACAUGGAGGCCCGUGACGGACAGUUCACCAAACCCGACUACAUAAUGGAUCGUGACGUGAUCCUAGUGACCUUCAGCUACCGUGUCGGACCCCUGGGUUUCCUGUCCACCGGUGACGAUCUGAUCUCCGGUAACAUGGGUCUCAAGGAUCAGAACAUGGCCAUUCACUGGGUCAAGGAGAACAUCAAGGGCUUCGGUGGUGAUGCCGACGAGAUAACCCUCUUCGGUUUGAGCGCUGGUGGUGUAUCGGUUCACUACCAGUACCUGACACCGCUGUCCAAACCCGGUCUAUUCAAACGUGGACUCUCCUUCAGUGGAAACGCCCUGAACCCAUGGGCCAUCACCGAGAACGCCCCAGAGAAGGCCAAGAAACUCGCCAGCAUCGUCGGCUGUCCCACCAACGACAUCACCGAGAUGGUCAAGUGUCUGAAGACCCGUCCCGCCCGCCAGAUCGCACGUACGGACAUGGAUUUCAUGGUGUUCGAGUUCAACCCAAUGACGCCCUUCGGACCAGUGGUGGAGAAGACAACAGCGGAGACUCCCUUCAUUACCAAGAUCCCUCACGAGAUAAUCAUGAAGGGAGAAGCUCUGGACGUACCCUGGAUCACCGGAGUUGUACCCGAGGAGGGUCUCUACCCAGGUGCCGACUUCUGCGCCAAUCCUGUACUUCUCAGGGAGUUGGACGCCAGAUGGGACGAGCUUGCCCCCCACAUUCUUGACUUCAACUACACUAUUCCCCUGAACAAGCAGAUGGACGUCGCCAGAACGCUCAGGAAGCACUACAUCGGUGAUGGACCAAUUGACAAGAGGACAGCUAUGGGACUUGUCCACAUGAUUGGUGAUCGUUUGUACGUCAUGGGCGGUGUCAAGGCUGUCAAACUGAUGGCCAAGUACAACAAGAGCCCCAUAAGGUACUACUACUUCACCUACCACGGCGCUGACAGCCUCUCCUACGCUAUGACGAUGACAAACGAGGACUGGGGAGUUGCUCACGGUGAUGAUCCUUACUACAUCGUUGGAUCACCCUUCAUGGACCCCACGACCACUGAAGAGGAUCGUGCCAUGCAGAGGGAACUCCUGGACAUGUGGACGACUUACGCGAUCAAGGGAAAACCUGAGGUACCACUGGACUGGACCACAAUUGACCCCAGCAAGGAGGAGCUCGUCUACCUCCACAUCAAGGGUCCAGGUCAAUACGAAAUGGACUCUGACAAGAACUUUGGACAGAUCAAGCUGUGGGAAAGCAUUGACUUCGACGAGGGCAAAGUUGGGGGACGAAAGAUUGAAUUGUAAUUCUAUAAUUGACUAUCGGUGUUUCUGAUUUUUAUACUUUGAUAUUUUUGUAGUUUUACGAACAUUUUAUGAUGAAAUAUAUUUUGUGUAAAAAGUGA
Diachasmimorpha longicaudata is the source of this 1838-nucleotide messenger RNA. RefSeq names its product carboxylic ester hydrolase-like. Bases 37 to 1740 code for a protein of 567 amino acids. The record is from RefSeq and is a predicted model, not a curated record. The transcript has 6 exons. Gene Ontology annotation, molecular function: serine hydrolase activity. NCBI's taxonomy places the organism in Eukaryota, Metazoa, Arthropoda, Insecta, Hymenoptera, Braconidae.